AUGUUAUUGUUUAAUUGGACGAGGUAUGAUAUCCAACUAAAUCCCAAGUUAUCGAAGUGUUCACCGUAAAAAUUAUCGAACCUGCGUUUGAUUAGGGUUUACACUUCGGAACUCUGAAUUCUGAGCGGCAUGGGAAAGAAGGAGAAGUCGAAAGCCAAUGCAAGAGAGCACGAACAAGUCGGCGAAGCAACCGACAAUCUCGACGGCGCUUCCACGCCAUCACUCGUGUUCAGUAGCGAUGAUGAUGACGACGAAGCCAAUCAAGAUCUGAGUCUCAGAAUCGUGGAAAAGGCCCUACGGGCGCGAGAGGCAAAGCUUGCAAUAAACGACGCCGUUUUAAACGGUGUUGAUUCUUCUCUGGUUUCGCCAUCGCAGCAAUCUGAAUUCAAGGUGAUGCAAAGCGACGGCGUUUUGGAUGGGUCGAGUGGGAUCACUGCUUGGGAAGUGAUGGAAGAGAAGAAAACGACGAAGCUGAUGGUGGACUCUGGGGAUUCAAGUGUUAUUGUAGCUUCAGAUCAGGAGGUGGAAGAGAUAAUCAAAACUACAGAGAACCGUGAGUCUGUGGAUCUGGAAGCAAGUUCGGGUCAGAUAGGCGACAAUGUGGUUCUGCGAAAGCUGCUUCGGGGUCCAAGAUAUUUUGAUCCUCCAGAUAGUAGUUGGGGAGCAUGCUAUAAUUGUGGCGAGGAAGGUCAUGCUGCUGUAAACUGUACAGAAGCGAAGCGGAUGAAACCUUGCUAUGUAUGUGGUGGUUUGGGACACGUUGCAAAGCAAUGUACUAAGACGAAUUGCUAUAUCUGUAAGAAAGGUGGCCACCGUGCCAAAGAUUGUCCAGAGAAGCACACGUCGGCACGUGUUCCUAAAAGCUUAACGGUGUGCUUGAAGUGUGGGAAUUCUGGGCAUGAUAUGUUUUCAUGCAGGAAUGAUUAUUCACCGGAUGAUCUCAAGGAGAUUCAAUGUUAUCUCUGCAAGACAUUUGGCCAUUUGUGCUGUGUCAAUACUGCUGAUGCAAUACUGGGAGAAAUUUCUUGUUACAAAUGUGGUCAGAUGGGUCAUACUGGUUUGGCAUGUUCAAGGUCGCACGGGGAGACUACUGGUGCUGCCACACCUACUUUGUGCUAUAGGUGUGGUGAAGAGGGGCAUUUUGCCCGAGAAUGCACAAGUUCUAUCAAGUCCGGGAAGAAGAAUAGCGAAUCAUGGAACACCAAAAGUCGAAGAUCCUAUAAAGAAAAUGAUUUCAUGGGGCAUUGGUCUGCACCUCAUGAUAUGGGUAAGAUGCACAAAAAGAGACGGCCUUUUACAGACGAAAGAGGCCUUACACAACCUAAGAAAUCAAAGAGUAGAGGUGGCUGGACAAGGGAGCUUCCUUCAGAAGAAAAAAGCUUUUCAACACCUAAGAAAUCAAAGAGUCGAGGUGGCUGGACAAGGGAGCUUUCUUUAGAAGAAAGAAGCUUUACAACCCCCAAGAAAUCAAAGAGUCGAGGUGGCUGGAUAAGGGAGCAUUCUACAGAAGAAAGAGUUUUUACAACCCCCAAGAAAUCAAAGAGUAGAGGUGGCUGGACAAUGGAGCAUCCUGCUGAAGAACGUGACUUUAACACUCCCAUGAAAUUCAAGAGCAGAGGUGGCUGGAUGACUGAGCACCCCGGAGAUUUCUCUUCUUCCAAGUCCAAUAGGAACAGUUGGAUGUCUGCGGGGACACCAUAUGCUAGAAGCACUAAUAUGCACGCUAGUGGUAGUGGAAGUCGAACUCCAGGUUGGAGUUCCCAAUCUUCUAAGGUGUGGAAAGGUCAACAUUCCGAAGCCUCAAAUUCCGCCUUCCAACAUAGAUACUCGUCAUCAAGGUUUGGCAACUCUAGUGAUGAUGGAUACAGGAGGAGUAAUUUGACAUCAAGGUUUGGCAAUUCUAACGAUGAUAGGAGAAGUCAUUGGUGGUAGCUUUCGCACUGGCGUUCUUUAUAGUGCCAUCUGUAAAUUAAUAAUAUUCAAUUUUCCAAUGAGUUAUUCAUUCAAUACAAUUGUCAUAAUUAUGUCUAUCGUGUUGAGAGUAGACAAUCUUAACUGGUGGUACUUGUUAUGUUAACUUUUUAUCACUUCUUUGGAUAUCUUCUGAGAAGUAUAGUAGGGUAUGUUUUGAACAUUAUCCUUUUACUAUAGUACUUAUACCAUGUUUAUUUUUUCA
Lathyrus oleraceus (garden pea) is the source of this 2176-nucleotide messenger RNA. RefSeq lists its product as uncharacterized. The transcript has 7 exons. Gene Ontology annotation, molecular function: zinc ion binding; nucleic acid binding. Lineage: Eukaryota; Viridiplantae; Streptophyta; Magnoliopsida; Fabales; Fabaceae. The record is from RefSeq and is a predicted model, not a curated record. The coding region runs from base 130 to 1932 and encodes 600 amino acids.